AUGGUUGAUAUGAACACCUCAGUCUUCCCAGAAAGCGACGAUUUUUCACAGGAACAGAUCACAUGUUUCGUGGUUUCUCUUGUAUCAUUUACCAUCCUCCUAAGCCUUUUUCUUCUUCUUUGUGUUGCCCUCAAGGAAAAGCUGAAGUCUCUUCUUGAAUUCGACAUUAACAGAUUACAAGCUAAACCAGAUAGCAACUUGCAUGCCGUAAAAAUAUCUACUGAACCGAAUGCAAUCACAUUUGGAAACGAAAAAUUGGAAGCACCUGAAUGUAAAUCAACAAGCAAUUGCAUUUGGAAAUGUACUGUAGUGAUUGCAACGACUAUUUUAAUCUUGAUAUAUAUGUUUGAUUUCUUCCAAGAUUUGUACAUGAUUUACUAUUGGGUGGGGCGUAAGGAGAAGAUAGCCGCUCUCAUAUAUUUAGCCUUAACUAUUAUUCCGACAAUUCUGUCAUAUUUCUUGGUGCUUUAUCCUCUUUUGUACCACGUUGAUUCAUCAAAUAAACGCCGACGAUUAGUGCUCGUAUUGCUUGCAUGUUUUCCAUUUCUGAAAAGCUGCAUUUUAUUUUGGACUAUUCUAAUUGGUUGGAAACGCUGGAGAGCGAGAUGGUAUUUACAAGCUUUGACGUUUCUUUGGCUGAUUGAAGCUUCUCUCGAGGGAAUUCCUCAGACGAUUUUAUUGUGGUUUAUUAAGUAUGAAAAUAAAGAUCUAAACAUCGAUUUUUACAACACACAGGAUAUUUCUUUAGUCACUAAUUUCGUCUCUUCCUUGCUAAGUGUGUUUUUUGCCACGAAAUACCUAAAUAAAGAUGAAGACCGAAGACUUGAGCAUUCACAAAGAACUAUUGGAAAGUCUUACAAAAAUAAAUGCAGAAUGUAA
Saccostrea echinata is the source of this 879-nucleotide messenger RNA. RefSeq lists its product as uncharacterized. Gene Ontology annotation, cellular component: membrane. Lineage: Eukaryota; Metazoa; Mollusca; Bivalvia; Ostreida; Ostreidae. The transcript has 5 exons. Bases 1 to 879 code for a protein of 292 amino acids. The record is from RefSeq and is a predicted model, not a curated record.